Cololabis saira (Pacific saury) is the source of this 2951-nucleotide messenger RNA. Its product is annotated as guanine nucleotide-binding protein G(i) subunit alpha-1. The record is from RefSeq and is a predicted model, not a curated record. Gene Ontology annotation, cellular component: heterotrimeric G-protein complex. Gene Ontology annotation, biological process: adenylate cyclase-modulating G protein-coupled receptor signaling pathway. NCBI's taxonomy places the organism in Eukaryota, Metazoa, Chordata, Actinopteri, Beloniformes, Belonidae. Gene Ontology annotation, molecular function: G-protein beta/gamma-subunit complex binding; G protein-coupled serotonin receptor binding; GTPase activity. The transcript has 9 exons. The coding region runs from base 347 to 1411 and encodes 354 amino acids.
AGGUAUGUGAGAAGAACAGGAAGCGUGCAUUUUAGGUUUUUUUUUAAUCAUUUUAACAUUUCAACGCUCCGUCGCGGAGGGGCCUCGGUUCUCGCAUAGCUUUUUGCUUUAUUCCUUUAAAACACACCUCUCGCUCGACUAUUAGACAAGCUGUACCCACUGAGAGACUUCACAGCUCCCAGAAAGUAGGAGCUUGAGCGCGAGGUUUGGGCGUGUUUGAGUCUCAAGUGUUGGAGAGUCAGACUAAACCCCCCUCCUCCUCCUCCCCUUAUUGCAUGUCGUGUGGCUCGUAGUUGUGCAGCAGUCAGCGGUUAUUACUGAGUGUUUCCCGGGAGAACGAGCGAGGAUGGGGUGUACUCUGAGCACCGACGACAAGGCCGCGCAGGAGCGCAGCAAGAUGAUCGACCGGAACCUGCGGGACGACGGGGAGAAGGCGGCCCGGGAGGUGAAGCUGCUGCUGCUGGGAGCUGGCGAGUCAGGGAAGAGUACAAUUGUUAAACAGAUGAAAAUCAUCCAUGAGGCGGGCUACUCAGAGGAGGAGUGUAAGCAGUACAAGGCCGUGGUCUACAGCAACACCAUCCAGUCCAUCAUCGCCAUCAUCAGAGCUAUGGGGCGCCUCAAGAUCGAUUUCUCUGAUGCAGCAAGAGCAGACGAUGCUCGGCAGCUGUUCGUCCUGGCGGGUUCUGCAGAAGAGGGCUUUAUGACCGGAGAACUGGCGGGAGUGAUUCAGCGGCUGUGGAAGGACGGAGGUGUUCAGGCCUGCUUUAGUCGCUCCCGGGAGUACCAGCUGAACGACUCGGCUGCAUAUUACCUUAAUGACCUGGACAGGAUAUCCCACGCUUCUUACGUUCCCACCCAGCAGGAUGUGUUGAGAACCAGAGUCAAAACUACUGGUAUUGUGGAAACACACUUCACUUUCAAGGACCUCCACUUCAAAAUGUUUGAUGUAGGUGGACAGAGGUCAGAGAGGAAGAAGUGGAUCCAUUGUUUUGAGGGAGUCACUGCUAUCAUCUUCUGUGUGGCUCUGAGCGACUACGACCUGGUGCUCGCUGAGGACGAGGAGAUGAAUCGAAUGCAUGAAAGCAUGAAGCUGUUUGACUCCAUCUGUAACAACAAGUGGUUCACAGACACCUCCAUCAUCCUCUUCCUCAACAAGAAAGACCUGUUUGAGGAGAAGAUCAAAAGGAGUCCUCUUACAAUCUGCUACCCUGAAUAUGCAGGUUCUAAUACCUAUGAAGAGGCUGCCGCUUACGUCCAGUGCCAGUUCGAGGACUUGAACAAGAGAAAGGACACCAAGGAGAUCUAUACCCAUUUCACAUGCGCCACCGACACCAAGAACGUGCAGUUUGUGUUUGAUGCCGUCACUGACGUCAUCAUCAAGAACAACCUGAAGGACUGUGGCCUUUUCUAAAGGCAGCCAGGUGGUCGGCUCACCAAGUGACGUUAUUCAAGUGGAGUCUGGUUGGAUGAAUCUUUAGUGGCCCUGCUGAAAAUGUCACUUCUAACUUCUUAUUAACUUAUGUUCAUCUCUAAAAGUUGAAGACGGUGUGUAGAGAAAACAUUUUUGUGUAAAAUAUUUGUACAACAGUUUAUGGCCAGGAAUCUUUUCAAAGUUUUUAAAAUGUGCUUAUUUUACCUUAUUUUUAUUUUUUAUAUAAAAAGGAUGGGGUUUUUCUUCUCUUUUUUUCCUCUCCAUAAAUUAACACUUUAUAGUUGUGCUUUGCAUGCUUUAGUUACAGUGUUUUCUUCUUUUUUGUUUUCUUUUGACUUAUUUUUAUAUAGUUGCCAUCUGAGUCCCUUCAACUCAUAGAUUUUUUUUUAUUUUUUAUUUUUGGCUACCUUAUUGUUGCAUCAUUUUUGCCUCCUUGGAUGGAAAGAAAACAACCAAGACCAAGUCGCUCUGCAGACCAGUUCACUCUGACCCUGACAUACUGUGAGAGCUAUGCGGAAACGUGUCUGAUGUGUGGCUUGUGUGCGUGCCAUGAUUGAGAGCUUUGUUUCAAUUUAGAGCCAAAUGUGUGAGAGUGUGAGUGAAUGUGUGCACAAUAUCAAACAAAGGGACUUUUAUUCCUCUUCUUGUCAUCCUCUUUUAAAGUUUUAUUUUUCUAAGCGACCAAAAAAGAAGCAACUUUUGACGUCAAUGAGUGCACAUUGUUGGUGUGCUGCUGCAAACAUUCCUGAGCGAAACAUUAAGGAAAGAAAAGCUUUGAAAAGAGGAUGCCAACGGUGGCCUUGUAGCAGACAGUAGGACCACACCUGGAUCUCUGAUCAGUGCAUAGACAGAUGGUUGAAUACAAGUGCACUGGUUAUUGAUUAGGAUCUGUGAUUAUUUCAAGUUGCAUAUCACCCCAUAGGACCCCCCCCCAUCCUUCUGUUUCCAUUGGAUGGGGACAUUAGUGGACUAAUCUCCAUGAUUUUGCUAAUAAAAGAGUUAUGGUUAAACCAUGGCAACUUGUGUAACAAAGUUGCUCAUGUUCUUGUUGUGUUGUCUUCUCUUCUAAAACACUCCACUUUUUCAGUGCUAGUUCUUGGCUCGCUAGUUUAUAAAACGGUAAAUGUUUAGUUUUGAAGAAAGCAGCAAUUUAAAGAUUUCUCCUUGAACUCUGAAGUUUUAUUAUGAAUUUGCUGUUUUAGGCCAAAUACGGAGGUUGAAGUGCUUCAGUUAAGGUCAUUGACUUAAACAUGCGUUUUCAAUGAGGACUGUACAUAAUCAAGUUUAAAAUAAAAAAAAACAUCUUGAAAUGACAAGAAGCGCAAGUAUUGUUUUAAGAAGAUGUGGGAGUAUUAACCACAGGGCUUUAUAACUUGACCAGUGUGUGCCCCAUAUAAAUUGUUUUUAACAGCUGAUUAACUCAUGAAUUGAAGCAAAAAUCAAGUCCACCAAACAUGUAUGAUAUGCAUUUUUAGAGAAUAUUCUUCAGUCUGAAAUAAAGCUCUUGUAUUUGUAUUAA